CUUGAAUUUCUGGUAGUCCACUGUUGAUGUACUGCUCCAAGCACUUUUGAACUUCAGCAAAAUUUUACUUGUGUGUGAUACUAAUGAUAUUGUUCAAUAAUUUCCACAUUUGGUUGGAUCACCAGCAUGUAUGUGGUGUACGUGCUGUUAAAAAAGGAAAUAAGAGGAUAUAUAUGAGUAUUAAAAAAAUGAAAUCUGUUGCCGUCAAGUUGAUUCCAACUCAUUAGUGACCCUAUAGUACAGGGUAGAACUGCCCCAUAGGGUUAUCAAGAAGUACCUGGUAGAUUCGAACUGCGGACCUUUUGGUUAGUAGCCAUAGCUCUUAACCACUAUACCACCAGAGUUUCCUAUAUAAGUGUACUCACCUGUUUAUCAAAAAGUUGUUUUCCUGGAAAAAAUAAUAUCAAAGCAUUGUUACGUGAGAUUGUUACUGCGUGGUCUUCAUGGGAUUGUGCAUUCUGUUCACGUCAUGAAAUCACGAUGCUUAUCACUCCUUCCAAAUGGCAGUGAAGUUUGUGAUGUCCUUCAUAAUGCCAAAUGAUGUUUCUAAUUGCUUAUAUUUGUUUUGUUUCUUUGACCAUUUCCUGAAGGCACCACAUUUUGGCAUUUUACCUAUUAUCCAGCUUGAUACUCUGUCUUCACACUUGUGACACCUUCAGCAUUUUGACUUGCAUACUUUUUGUGAGAUAUGAGAGGACAAAAGUAAUGAUAAAGUUUGCUAAGUGGAUCUGUCUACAUGGUAGAAGAGAUUAGCAGAUUGAGUGUUUGUUAAACUGAGGAAAGCAGAGAAUGCUAUCUUAGUGCUUUGUGACUUUACAGUAGGACUCAGUCUUGAAUGAACCGGCCUGUGCAGGAACUGCAUUUUCAAGUACCAAGGCAACACCAACUAAGCUUUGUGUUAUUCUUGGAAAAUUUCGCACCACUUGUGAAUUCCUUGAACCUGGGCAUUGCAAACCCACUUCUGUUGGGCCCAUCUCCUUUGCACUUUGCUCAGAUUAAGACUCAGUUGGCGCUUCAGCAGCUGAAUGCCGUUGCCUCACAUGGUUCAGCACCACCUUAUACUUUAUUAAAUCAGGCUUUCUUGAAAAUAGCCAUGUCGAGACCCAGGUUUAAUCCUCGAGGAAACUUUCCACUUCAGAGGCCGCGAGCACCUAACCCUUCUGGGAUGAGGCCUCCAGGACCAUUUAUGAGACCUGGAUCUAUGGGUCUUCCAAGAUAUUACUCAGCAGGAAGAGCUCGUGGAAUUCCACACAGAUUUGCUGGUCAUGAAUCUUAUCAGAACGUGGGACCACAGAGAAUGAAUGUUCAGGUAACCCAACACCGAACUGAUCCAAGAUUGACCAAAGAAAAAUUGGAUUUUCAUGAAGCACAACAAAAGAAGGGGAAGCCUCAUGGUAGCCGGUGGGAUGAUGAGUCUCAUAUAUCUGCAUCAGUAGGAGUGAAACAGAGUUCUAUAGCACAGGCUACAGAGCAGAGUCCUAAAGUGCAGAGUCGCUAUACAAAAGAGAGUGCCUCAAGUAUCUUAGCAAGUUUUGGAUUAUCUAAUGAAGACUUAGAAGAACUCAGUCGCUAUCCUGAUGAACAGCUAACUCCUGAAAAUAUGCCAUUAAUUUUGAGGGAUAUAAGAAUGCGGAAAAUGGGGCGCCGAUUACCUAAUUUACCUUCUCAGAGUAGAAGUAAAGAAACACUUGGUAGUGAGGCAGUUUCAAGUAAUGUGAUUGAUUAUGGGCAUGCGAGCAAAUAUGGCUACACAGAAGAUCCACUUGAAGUACGUAUUUAUGACCCUGAAAUUCCAACUGAUGAGGUCGAGAAUGAAUUUCGGUCACAGCAGAACAUUUCUGCAUCUGUUCCUGCUUCAAAUGUGAUAUGUAAUUCUAUGUUUCCUGUUGAAGAUGUAUUCAGACAGAUGGACUUCCCCAGUGAGUCCUCCAAUAAUCAGUCUUAUUUCCCAGUUGAAAGUGGAACCAAGAUGUCAGGCUUACACAUUUCAGGAGGACAGUCAGUCCUUGAACCCGUGAAAUCCGUGAGCCAACGGAUUAGCCAGACAGUUAGCCAGACAACAAGUCAGUCUCUGAUAACUCCAUCUAUGAACCAGCAACCUUUUUCUUCUGAAUUAAUUUCAACCGUAAGCCAACAAGAGCGAAUCCCUCAUGAACCUGUGAUUAACUCAUCUAAUGUACACGCUGGAUCAGGGGGAAGUAAAAAGAAUUACCAGUCAGAGGAUGAGGCUCCCAUUCAGUCACCCUUUGGGAUUGUGAAAGCAUCAUGGCUACCAAAGUUUUCACAUGCUGAUGCCCAGAAGAUGAAGAGACUUCCAACUCCUUCUAUGAUGAAUGAUUAUUAUGCAGCGUCUCCAAGAAUAUUUCCACAUUUGUGUUCUCUGUGUAACGUAGAAUGUAGUCAUUUGAAGGAUUGGAUUCAGCAUCAAAAUACAUCAACUCAUAUUGAGAGCUGCCGACAGUUACGUCAACAGUAUCCUGAUUGGAAUCCUGAGAUCCUCCCAUCAAGAAGAAAUGAAGGCAGUAGGAAAGAGGAUCAGACUCCAAGAAGACGUUCUCAUUCUCCUACUCCUAGGCGUUCUAGGAGAUCAAGUUCAAGUCACAGGUUCCAUCGAUUUCGAAGCCCAGUACGCUAUAUAUAUAGACCGAGAAGUCGAAGUCCAAGAGUUGGCCAUCGUUUUUUUCCUAGAUACAGAUCCAGAUCCAGAUCACCUAAUCCAGCAUAUCGAAUUAGAGUUCCAUUUAGCCCAGAGUGCUAUCGAUCACUUCGCUCUGAAAGAACAUCAAGGAGAUCAUCAGAUAGGAAAAAAGCCUCAGAAGAUACGGUACAACGAUCUAGACAUGGAUCAGAAUCAAGUAAAAAGAAGCAUUCUGAAGCAGUUGAUAAAGGACACUCACCAGCACAAAAGCCUAAAACUAGCAGUGGAUCAAAACCAUCAGUUAAAUCUACAAGCUCUACGAAGAGUGAUUCAAAUAUUCGUUAUAAGUCGAAGAAUCCUGAAGAUGGUAGCUUACCAGAAUGUAAACAGGUGUCUGAUAAAGCUGUUUCUCUCCAGCGUAAGCUGCGGAAAGACCAGUCUUUGAAUUAUGGUUCAGUUCUUGUUGUAUCUGAAUUACCAGAGGAUAGCUGUACUGAAGAAGAAAUUAGAAAAGUAUUUCAACCAUUUGGAAAAGUUAGUGAUGUACUGAUUGUUCCGUAUAGAAAGGAGGCUUACUUGAAAAUGGAAUUUAAAGAGGCAAUUACUGCAGUUAUGAAGUACGCUGAAACAAUGCCUCUUCUGAUAAAAGGAAAAAGUGUGAAAAUAUGUGUUCCAGGAAAGAAAAAAUCACAGAACAAAGAGGUGAAAAAAAAGACUUCAGAUUCAAAGAAAACAUCUGCAUCUACUUUAAAAAAAGAUACAGAUGCUUCAAAAGCUAUUGAAACUGUGACUCCAACUUCCACUGCCAAAAGUGGACAAACCAAGACAUCAGCCAAAGUGAAUAAAUCUUCAGCAAAAUCUAGUGGAAAGAAGUCUCUAGAAGUCAAAAAGGUUGGCAGUGUCAAAAGUAAAGACUCCAGUAAACCUGUGACUGUACCAGAAAAUUCUGAAAUAAAGACCAGUAUGGAAGCCAAAGCCACUGAAAACAGUAUUAAAGAAACUAUUUCAGACGCUGCUUUGGAGGCCACAGAAAACCAAGAACCAGUUAGCAAGGAAACAGAGGAAAUGUGUGUGAUCCUUGUGUCUAAUUUGCCUAUUAAAGGAUAUUCUGUAGAAGAUGUUUACAACCUAGCAAAACCAUUUGGUGGUUUGAAUGAUAUUUUGAUUUUAUCAUCUCAUAAAAAGGCAUAUAUAGAAAUAAGUAGAAAGUCUGGAGAUUCUAUGGUGAAAUUUUAUACCUGCUUCCCAAUAUCGAUGGAUGGAAAUCAACUCUCAAUAAGUAUGGCUCCUGAAAACGUCAACAUAAAAGAUGAGGAAGCUAUAUUUACAACCUUGAUUAAAGAAAAUGACCCAGAGGCAAAUACAGAUAAAAGUUACAGUCGAUUUGUACAUCUUAAUAACUUACCAGAAGAUGGACUUCAGUGUGUACUUUGCAUCGGACUUCAGUUUGGAAAAGUGGAUCACCAUAUAUUCAUGAAUAAUAAAAACAAGGCAAUUCUUCAAUUAGAUAGUCCUGAAUCUGCUCAGUCAAUGUACAACUUCCUGAAACAAAAUCCACAAAACAUAGGUGACUAUGUAUUGACCUGCACAUUAUCUCCAAAAAUGGACUCAUCAGAGGCUCAAGUUGAGAAAGACUCAGAACAAGGAAAAGAAAGCCCCGACUUGAAAGACAGUCCAGUUGAUGAGAGUGAGGUGCAAACAGCAGCCGAUAGUCCCUCUGUUAAACCUAGUGAGGUUGAAGAAGAAACUACUGCCAGCAUUCAUACAGAACCUUCUGUACAGCAGGAAGAGCCUUGUGAGGAACAACUUGAAAAGCCACUAUGUGAACCUGACUUUGCUCUUGAAACAUUGGAAGUUGAGUCUCAAGGAGAGGAAAUCAAAGUGGAAAUUCCUCUGGUAGUAUCCACUCCAGGCAGUAUUGAAUUAUUCCCUGAAAAUGUAGAGGAAUCUGCUUUAAAUCAGCAGGUAUAUACCGCUGACUUUGAAAAGGAAGAGGCAGAAAUUGUUAACCCUGAAACAGAAUUAUCAGUAUCUGAUAGUGCAUUUAUAGAAGAGAGGAACAUCAAAGGAAUUCUAGAAGAAUCUCCAUCUGAAGCAGAAGACUUCUUUUCUGGAAUUACACAACCUGUGGUAGAAGCUGUAGCUGAAGUGAAUAAACAUGAAACUGUUUCAGAAGUAGUGCCACCUGCCUGUGUUGUUUCCUUAGUACCAGAAAUUUCCAUCGGGGAUGAGAAUGCAAUGAGCAAAAAGGGAAUUUCUGAAAAAAGUAAGAUGGAUGAAAAGGAGGAGAAUGAAUUUAAUACUAAGGAAACUACAGUGGAUCUGCAAAUAGGAACAGAGAAGACUGAAAAGAAUAAAGCUGGGAUGGUGGCAGAGAAAUUGGAAAAGAUUGUGGCAGUAAUGAAAGAAAAGCCUGCAGAGAACACUGUGAGCAAGGCAUACCCAAAUAAAGGAGUGGGUCAGGCCAAUAAACUUGAUGAAACUAGUAAAACUAGUAUGCCAACUACAUCACAUGUAUCUAGCAGUAAAUCAGCCAUCAAGGCUGCCAUAGUCUCUUCUCCAAAGGCGAAAACUACAGCUUCAAAAACUGAAAAUCAGAAAAGUUUUCUAAAAUCUGUGCUCAGAGAUCAAAUCAAUGCUGAAAAGAAACUUUCAGCCAAGGAACUGGGUCUACUUAAACCUACAAGUGCUGGGUCAGGCUUGGGAGAAGGCAGCAGUAAAUUGAAACUCACUCAGAGCGGUGUUACCAGAGGUGGAAGUGGAAGAAUCUCAGCCCCGCAAGGCAAGGAUUCUAAACUGGAUUACAGGGAUAUAACAAAACAGUCUCAGGAAACAGAGACUAGAUCUUCCAUCAUGAAACGGGAUGACACCAACACUAAGACUUUGGUUGGGCAAAACACUAAGAAUUCUAAAAGCACCACUGGUAGAAGUUCCAAAUCUAAAGAGGAACCAUUAUUUCCAUUUAAUUUGGAUGAAUUUGUUACUGUGGAUGAGGUUAUAGAAGAAGUGAAUCCUUCUCAAGCUAAGCAGAAUCCACCAAAGGGAAAAAGGAAGGAAGCUCUCAAAAAUACCCCUUCCUCUGAACUGAAUUUAAAGAAGAAGGGGAAAAGUUCUGCUCCUCAUGUUGUUGAGGGUGAAUUAUCUUUUGUAACAUUGGAUGAGAUUGGGGAAGAGGAAGAUGCAGCUGCACACCUAGCACAAGCUCUUGUCACUGUGGAUGAAGUAAUUGACGAAGAAGAACUAAAUAUGGAAGAAAUGGUAAAAAAUUCAAAUUCACUUCUUACAUUAGAUGAGUUAAUUGAUCAAGAUGAUUGCAUUUCCCAUAGUGAACCUAAAGAUGUUACUGUCCUGUCAGUGGCUGAAGAACAAGACCUUCUCAAACAAGAACGCUUGGUAACUGUGGAUGAAAUUGGAGAAGUAGAAGAGUUACCUUUAAAUGAGUCAACAGACAUAACUUUUGCCACUUUGAAUACUAAAGGAGAUGAGGGAAAUACUGUAACGGAUUCCAUUGGGUUCAUUUCUUCUCAGAUGCCUGAAGACCCUUCUGCUUUAGUUACUGUAGAUGAAAUACAAGAUGAAAACAGUGAUCUGCAUUUAGUGACUUUGGAUGAAGUAACUGAAGAAGAUGAAGACUCUCUGGCAGAUUUUAACAACCUUAAAGAAGAACUUAAUUUUGUUACUGUCGAUGAAGUUGGAGAGGAAGAAGAUGGAGAAAAUGAUUUAAACGUUGAGUUAGCACAAAGCAAAAAUGAUCAUCCCACAGGUAAAAAGGGGGAUAGAAAAAAGAGAGCUGUGGACACAAAGAAGACAAAACUUGCCUUGUCCCAAGUGGGUCAAGUAAAUGAGAAUGUUAAGGAAGAAGAUCUGAAAGCCAUGAUUGAAAGACAUUUAGCUGCUAAAACGCCAACCAAGAGAGUUAGAAUGGGGAAGACACCACCAUCAGAAACAGCUGUUGAAACAGAACCAGCAAAAGGUGAAGAGGUCUUCGAAAUUAGUGAAGCUGAUGAAGAAUCUGGAUUAAGUGACUCAGAACCAGAGCAAAAACGCAUGAAGAUUGAGGACUCUUCUUUAAGCAAAUCGGUGGAAACUGAUGUCCCUGCAGAUUUAGACUUUCUUGUACCCAAGGCUGGAUUCUUCUGUCCAAUUUGUUCCCUCUUCUACUCAGGUGAAAAAGCAAUGAUAAAUCACUGCAAGAGUACACGUCAUAAGCAAAAUACAGAGAAGUUCAUGGCCAAGCAAAGAAGGGAAAAGGAGCAGAAUGAGGCUGAAGAAAGAAGCUCUAGGUGAUUGGGGGGAAAAGAAAAAAUUUCAUUAGAAAUUCAUUUAGGGUCCAGUUGAUUUGUGUAUUUUGUUACCACUUAAUUUGUAACUUUUGUUUCAGAAGCAAAUAUUCAUGUUGUACAAAUUUCUGAUUGCCCUUAAUGUAGAAAGACUGAUGGGGAAAGUAUGAUGGGUUUGAUUUUUAUAUCAAAUCAUCAGGCAUGGAUAAAUAUCUUUUAGAGUGUUAAAAUAAAUGUUCCUACUGUAUAUUUAAAAUACCGUCUUGUGUUUGUGGCUGAUUUAUUAAAGACUUAAUUGCCUAUGAUUGUAGACAAAGUUCUUCUCUACAACCCCUGUGGCUGGGCAUGUUUGGAAUUCUUCCAUGUGUUUCUGGAAUUCAUAGCAUGACAGUGUUUUACUGAGUUUCAGCCAUUCAUGUACAGGUCAAAGGUUUCUUAAACUUCCCAUUUUUCUGGGUAAAAUUAGAUUAUAUCAUGGUUGGCCCAGGUAGGUUUGAGUAGAACUUCGCUUGGUUUUUUAAUGUGUUGGGAAGAUUUUUUUUUUUUUUCUUGCUUUUGAAAACACCUGCUGUUUCUGCCAAGACUAACUUAAGUAGCACCUAACAAAUCAUUUAUUAUUAACUUGAAGCUACAAAGCAGCCUUUACUUCCCAUGGGCCCCAGGGUUUUCUUUUUAAGCUAUUUGAAUUAUUUAAUAUAUUUGUAAGAAGUUGUAAAGGUACAAAAAAUGAUUAAGUGGAUUGUUAGUAGGUACUAGACAUAGCCCUGUACUGUGAAAAUUUUUAGUUCUAGGCUAUGCUUCAAACUUUGAAUUUUUUUAGUAUCUGAUUCCUCAGUUCUUUCCAGAUUAGAGCAUACUAAUUAAUAAGAGAAAGGGGGUGAGUGCAGAGAAAUUAAAAAGAACUACUUUUUUAGAUCUCUUAACUUCCAUCACAGCGCAGGAGUUACCUCACAGUUGGCAAGAAGUGGAGUGAAGAGCAGAAGGCAGCAACUUUUUCUUGCUCUCCAACCUAACUGCAUACACAGUUCAAACUUAGCCAUAGCCGGAGCAAAAUUACAGAAU
Messenger RNA from Trichechus manatus latirostris (Florida manatee), 7980 nucleotides. RefSeq names its product zinc finger protein 638 (gene ZNF638). The coding region runs from base 836 to 6925 and encodes 2029 amino acids. Lineage: Eukaryota; Metazoa; Chordata; Mammalia; Sirenia; Trichechidae. Gene Ontology annotation, molecular function: zinc ion binding; mRNA binding. The transcript has 27 exons. The record is from RefSeq and is a predicted model, not a curated record. Gene Ontology annotation, cellular component: nucleus. Gene Ontology annotation, biological process: regulation of RNA splicing; RNA splicing.